ACAAAAAUGACUUUUGACCUGUAUACAUCCACUUAUCAAGAAACCGCUAACUACCAUAAUAUUAUAUAUUCCUUUAAAUCCUAUAUUUUUAUAUUUUUGCGAACUGUUUGCAAUAACGAAGAUAUUUGAAAUAGACAGAAUUCGUGGGCACAUUGUAUAUACACGCAUCGAUCAUUUAAAAUUUCUCCUGAGGUCAAGAGGUGGAGUGUGCAGGGGUUAAUUGUCCCUUAUUUUAUCCAACGGAAAGGUCUUUUCGGAAUUUCGUCAUCUUUUUUCUCAUUUUCAAAUUUUCUCUUUUUCCAUCCUCAUUCUCUCUUAUUCGUAUCAACACCACACGGUCACCCACUACGAGUCAGUUAACUUGUGCCCAAACCGCAGGCUUGCUUUGACUUUGCUGUUAGUUCUUAUGGGUAUCACCCGGUAGUUCCUGCGUGGCUAAGCCCAUUGGCGAAUAAAGUUAAUUAUAUAUUACAAUAUGUAAUAAAUCCUUUAAAAAGACCGGUGCACCCGCCGAGAAUCGAAUCCGGAACCUUUUGGUAGUAACCGGCUAGACUGCGUACUUUGAUACCAGUUCGCCAAUAUAUAAUACAUUAUUUCGUUAAGUAUACAAGAUCUUUUGUUAAUUAUAAUAUUCGAUUGUCUUUAAAAAACAAAUUUAAAACAAGAUAUAUGUAAUAAACUUUACGAUAAAACCGGUUAUUUGUAGAUAUUGUGAUGAUCUUCCCUAUAAAUUCCCAUUUUUGACAAUCUAUCAAAGAAAAUUUCGCUCAAUGAACACGCCGCUUAAAGUGCACUUCUGCUUUAUCUGUAAAGCGAGGUGUGGUUAAUUGGAACGGAUGAGUGUUCAGUUUGUAUUGUAGUGAAGAUAUUUUUCUUUCGAAUAAAAGCAAAAACCGAUCAAAACGAAAAGGGCACAAUGCUUGGUCGUCUACCUGCAUGUGUAAUCGAUGUGGGUACGGGAUAUACAAAGCUAGGCUUUGCAGGCAAUAAGGAACCUCAGCUUAUAAUUCCUUCUGCAAUUGCUAUUAAAGAAACUGCAAAGGUUGGAGAUAAUAAUGCCAGAAGGGUUACUAAAGGGGUCGAAGAUUUGGAUGCUUAUAUUGGAGAUGAAGCUUUUGAAGCGACUGGUUAUUCUGUGAAAUAUCCAGUUAGACAUGGAUUAGUGGAAGACUGGGAUUUAAUGGAAAAAUUCCUACAGCAAUGUAUUUUCAAAUAUCUUAGGGCAGAACCUGAAGAUCAUUACUUUUUACUCACAGAACCACCAUUAAAUACUCCAGAGAAUCGGGAAUAUACAGCAGAGAUAAUGUUUGAAUCAUUUAAUGUGCCAGGUCUUUAUAUUGCUGUACAAGCAGUAUUAGCAUUAGCUGCCUCUUGGACAGCUAAAACAAUAGAGGAUAGGACAUUAACGGGUGUUGUUGUCGAUAGUGGAGAUGGCGUAACUCACGUAAUACCAGUGGCAGAAGGUUUUGUUAUAGGAAGUUGUAUAAAACACAUUCCUAUUGCCGGUCGUGAUAUUACAUAUUUCAUUCAAAGUUUGUUACGAGAACGUGAAAUUGGAAUUCCACCUGAACAAUCAUUAGAAACAGCUAAAGCAAUAAAAGAGAAGUAUUGCUAUAUAUGUCCCGAUAUUUCAAAAGAAUUUGCUAAAUACGAUAGUGAUCCUACUAAAAUAAAAAAAUAUGAAGGUGUCAAUAGUAUUACAAAGCAACCAUUUGUAGUAGAUGUUGGAUAUGAAAGGUUUCUUGGACCAGAGAUAUUCUUUCAUCCUGAGUUCUCUAAUCCAGAUUUCACGACACCACUAAGCGAAAUCGUAGAUGAUGUAAUUCAAAAUUGUCCAAUAGACGUUAGAAGACCAUUAUAUAGUAAUAUUGUAUUAUCGGGUGGUUCUACGAUGUUCAAGGACUUUGGUAGACGAUUACAACGUGAUAUAAAACGAAUUGUCGAUGCACGUCUCAAACUUAGCGAAACAUUAAGUGGAAGUCUUAUUACGCCAAAACCUAUAGAUGUUCAUGUUAUAUCGCAUCACAAACAACGUUGGGCAGUAUGGUACGGAGGUGCGUUAUUAGCUAGCGAUCCAGAAUUUUAUACAGUUUGUCAUACCAAAAAAGCUUAUCAAGAAUAUGGACCUGGAAUUUGUCGUUAUAAUCCCGUAUUCCAUAGUAUGGUAUAAAAUAAAUAAGAAUACAAGUGGCAUUAAAAGGAAUUACAUUAUUAUGGACCAAUGGUCCCUCUAAACGCUAAUUGAUCUAUCAACAAUUUGAUGAAUUUCUAAUUUUUUAUCUUAAAUGAUGAUGUAUUUGAUUAGAUGGAAUGGGUGUUUUUAUUAUAUAAUUGCUAACUGAAAUAAUUACAGAGGAACUAGUAAACGCCCAGUAUUGCACUAGUAAACGCACACAAAAAAGGUUUUAUGCUCAUUAAUUAUUACAAUAAUAUAUGACGAUAUUUAUAUGUAAUAAAGAUACAGGGAAAAUCUCUCAAAAAGAUGAAGGUAACACUGCAUUAGAAACAAUGACUAGGAAUAGUCAAUAAAAAUGAUAAUACAAGAUAAUUGUAUAGAUCUGUACAUAACAUAAGACAACUUGAAAAUAAUAAUUCUUUUUUAAUGAAUUACA
Messenger RNA from Bombus terrestris (buff-tailed bumblebee), 2612 nucleotides. It is a transcript of the gene Arp3, whose product is annotated as actin-related protein 3. Gene Ontology annotation, biological process: Arp2/3 complex-mediated actin nucleation. Gene Ontology annotation, molecular function: actin filament binding. Lineage: Eukaryota; Metazoa; Arthropoda; Insecta; Hymenoptera; Apidae. Bases 917 to 2170 code for a protein of 417 amino acids. Gene Ontology annotation, cellular component: actin cortical patch; Arp2/3 protein complex. The transcript has 6 exons. The record is from RefSeq and is a predicted model, not a curated record.